GUGCGGCGUCAAGCUUAUAAGAGGAGCACCCGGCAGUCCUCUUCCUCUACCACGACUAGAAGCUUGCGCCGCUGCUGCCGCUGCUCAGAUUGUAGAGAGAAAGAGGAGGACACUGCGACAGAGGAAGAGAGUGACAUGGAGGUUGGAAGAGCGGAGGCGGCGGAGGGGGUGACGAGGGUGCUGGUGGUCGACGACUCCCCCGUCGACCGCCGGGUGGCGCAGCUCCUGCUCAGCAGCAGCUCCUGCGCCGGCUCCUUCCACGUGAUCGCCGUCGACAGCGCGAAGAAGGCCAUGGAGUUCCUCGGCCUCAACCUCAUGGACGGCAAGGGGCAGGCCGUCGACAUGGUGCUCACCGACUACUCCAUGCCUGACAUGACCGGCUAUGAGCUUCUCAAGGCCAUCAAGGCGAUGAACCUCCUGAAGCCGAUACCAGUGGUCGUCAUGUCUUCAGAGAACGAGCCCCAGCGGAUCAGCAGAUGCUUGAACGCUGGCGCCGAGGACUUCAUCGUGAAGCCCCUGCAGAGCAAGGACGUGCAGCGCAUCCGGAGCUGCUCCACCGCCAGGCCCAACAAGGGCUCCGCGCCGUGCGAGGCCGCGACCAAGAGGACGCCGCCGCCGCCCUCCGGCCACCACGCCGCCGGCGGCGCCGCGUCGGCAUCGGGGCGGCGGGGACAUUUCGCCGGAGUCGCGAUGAUCCUGCACUCGUCGAGCGCGGAGCUCUCGCAGUACUUCCCGCUGCUCGUCAAGCUCGUCCUGCUGGCGUACGCCGUGCUGUGCCUGGGCGAGAUCCUGCACAGAUGGUCGUCAGGCGGCGGCGGCGGCCGCUCGCUCUCCCUGUGACGCGCCUGCCUGCAGCGACGGUGCGGUGAAGUUUUGCUGAAAGGCAAGUGCUUCAUGACAGAGAAGGUGAAAACCUGUGAGAGCUGGCUUCGUGCUGCAGAAAAAUGACACUUGCAAAGGCCGCCGUCCUUUUCGAGGACAUAGGAUUGACGCACAUAUUGGUGACUUGGUUGUGCCGAAGAUCCCAGAGAGACCUCCCAUUGUUGCAUUGGAAUCCUGACGAGGCACGAGUUCAUGCCAGAGCAUAUUCAUGGACUCCUCCCAGAUCUCCACAGGGCACAUUGAGGAAGGCGUUCAGCAUCAUGUUUUGUUUUCUGUUGCCUUGUAGCUCUAGGCCUGUACUAGCUAGCUGUGUGGAAAGGAAGCUGGAUUGUGCAGUAUCUGCCUCCCCCGUCUGCCCUUUUGUUUUCCUUUCUGUUCCUUCUAGACUAGUACUCCAAAAUCUUGAAAUCAUUGAACAAUGCUGUAUUUGCUGUAAAGAGCCGAUUCCCCAACCAUCGACUGAGUGGAUUUUUGUAGUUCAUGGUACUGUCUAACUUCAACAAAGGGUGCGUUCGUUUUCUGGGGCUUAAAAGUUUAGAGGGGUCAUAUCAAAGAGAAUCUUAUCAUUUAGAAGUAUUAAAUAAAGUCUAAUUAUAAAACUAA
Messenger RNA from Panicum hallii, 1485 nucleotides. Its product is annotated as two-component response regulator ORR1-like. Lineage: Eukaryota; Viridiplantae; Streptophyta; Magnoliopsida; Poales; Poaceae. The record is from RefSeq and is a predicted model, not a curated record. The transcript has 7 exons. Gene Ontology annotation, biological process: cytokinin-activated signaling pathway; phosphorelay signal transduction system. The coding region runs from base 136 to 840 and encodes 234 amino acids.